GGGUUUGUCCCUUGGCGGCCGCCGUACGGAGCGCGCCUGCCGCUGCCGGGGCGCGCGCUCGGGGAGCGCCAUGAGCCUGUGGGCGGACAAGCACCGGCCCUGCGCCCUCGGCCGCCUCGACUUCCACCGCGAGCAGGCGGCGCGGCUCCGCAACCUGGUUCAAUGUGGCGACUUUCCUCAUCUGUUGGUGUAUGGACCAUCAGGAGCUGGAAAAAAGACAAGAAUAAUGUGUUUGUUAAGGGAAUUAUAUGGUGCAGGAGUGGAGAAACUGAGGAUUGAGCAUCAGAGUAUAACGGCACCUUCUAAGAAGAAGAUUGAAAUUAGCACUAUUGCAAGUAAUUAUCACCUUGAAGUUAACCCAAGUGAUGCGGGAAACAAUGACCGUGUGGUAAUUCAGGAGCUCUUGAAGACAGUGGCACAGUCCCAGCAGCUUGAGACAAGUACUCAACGAGAUUUUAAAGUGGUGCUGUUAACAGAAGUUGACAAACUUACUAAAGACGCUCAGCAUGCUUUGCGAAGAACAAUGGAGAAGUACAUGGCGACCUGCAGGUUGAUCCUGUGCUGCAACUCAAUGUCAAAAAUUAUAGGACCCAUUCAAAGCAGAUGCCUGGCUGUACGAGUGCCUGCUCCCAGCAUUGAAGAUAUCUGCCAUGUCUUGUCCAGUGUGUGUAAGAAAGAAGGCCUGACUCUUCCUCAGGAACUGGCUCAAAGGAUUGCAGAGAAAUCUGGCAGGAAUCUUCGGAAAGCACUGCUUAUGUGUGAGUCCUGCAGAGUACAACAGUAUCCUUUUACUGCUGAUCAAGACAUUCCUGAGAUGGACUGGGAAGUUUAUUUGAGAGAAACUGCAAAUGCUAUUGUUGGUCAACAGACACCACAAAGGCUUUUAGAAGUCCGUGGACGGCUUUAUGAACUCCUGACACACUGCAUCCCUCCUGAGAUUAUAAUGAAGGGUCUCCUGUCAGAACUUCUAAAUAAUUGUGAUGGACAACUGAAAGGAGAAGUCGCACAGAUGGCAGCCUUCUAUGAACACCGCUUGCAACUGGGCAGCAAAGCCAUCUAUCAUCUGGAAGCAUUUGUUGCAAAGUUUAUGGCAAUUUACAAGAAGUUCAUGGAGGAUGGGCUGGAUGACAUAAUGUUCUAACUCUGAUGCCCAAAGCCAUACCCAGAAUGUUGUGUUGAGAUACCAAUGGUGUUGCAAAUGUCUAGUUGUCAGUGCUUGAUUACAUGUGGGUCUAGUUCUAAGUCAAAUAUUUUUGUUUUGCUAUUUAAUAAAGCAAUGUUUGUUCAGCUUUAGAAA
Messenger RNA from Passer domesticus (house sparrow), 1297 nucleotides. RefSeq names its product replication factor C subunit 3 (gene RFC3). The coding region runs from base 71 to 1141 and encodes 356 amino acids. Gene Ontology annotation, cellular component: DNA replication factor C complex; nucleus. The record is from RefSeq and is a predicted model, not a curated record. Lineage: Eukaryota; Metazoa; Chordata; Aves; Passeriformes; Passeridae. Gene Ontology annotation, molecular function: DNA clamp loader activity; DNA binding; ATP hydrolysis activity. Gene Ontology annotation, biological process: DNA-templated DNA replication; DNA repair. The transcript is spliced from 9 exons.